AUGUCUGACUAUCCAGCUACCUCCAGAGCAGUACCACCACCACAGACUUCUCCACCAAAACCCUCAGCUGCUACAAUUUCAGUGCCACGACAAACUUAUUCUCCACCUAAACCCAGAAGCACAACCAUUUCAUUACCCAGUACUGCUCGGGAGCCUAGUCCCAGUUACAUUCCACCUACCAGAACCCUUAAGCCUGUGAAUAAUUCCCCACCUCAGUCGCCUAGCAGGCCCAAACCUACUGUCCCGCCACCCUCUCCUCUCAAACUGCCACCAUCUCAGUUAAGGUCCAGCACUGUAGAUCAAACUGAUCAAAGGAUUCCAUUAGAGACUGAGCAGAAGACGGUGCUGGUCCAAAAGACCAUUGAUCAAAAGCCGACUUCCUGGUUCAGUACUGGAGUCUCAAAGCAGGAUCAUGACUCUACUCGUGAGUCCCAAAGGCCUGGAAAUCAUGCCCACCAUGCAAAGAAGGAAGAGAAAAUCACCAAGAAGAAGUUAUCAUCUGAUUCUGAGGAGGCUCCAGGCAUGAGGGUUAUAACUCUUGCAGGUGAUAACAAAGGGGCUUAUAUGGAACUCAUUCAAUCCCCUAAUAAACAUCAUGAGCAACGUGGGGAGCAUUCUCAUUAUCUUUUCAAGAAAGGCCACAAUGGUAAGUCGGCACAGACAGUUGGGAGUCAUGAAUCUGAUAAAAGCUACAGCAGCAGCAGCAGUGGCGAGGAAGGCAAGCCAAAAAUGAAGGACAAAAGUCACCACAAAGGAAUUAAGGCAGGGAGCUCAUCACUGCUGCCUCUGAGUUCAUUCACAAACAGCAAUGUUCAAGGUAUCAACAACUCCAUUGUGUACAACAGUUCCUGCACUCACCAUGACCCAGGCGUGCACCUUGCUCUCACUAGGAAGCCCAAUGGGGAUGGAUUCGAUGUCAAGAACCAUGUCAAUGGCCGACACAGUUAA
Rosa chinensis is the source of this 948-nucleotide messenger RNA. Its product is annotated as swi5-dependent recombination DNA repair protein 1 homolog. NCBI's taxonomy places the organism in Eukaryota, Viridiplantae, Streptophyta, Magnoliopsida, Rosales, Rosaceae. The record is from RefSeq and is a predicted model, not a curated record. The coding region runs from base 1 to 948 and encodes 315 amino acids. The transcript has a single exon.